Morchella sextelata is the source of this 1665-nucleotide messenger RNA. RefSeq lists its product as uncharacterized. The coding region runs from base 1 to 1665 and encodes 554 amino acids. Lineage: Eukaryota; Fungi; Ascomycota; Pezizomycetes; Pezizales; Morchellaceae. The record is from RefSeq and is a predicted model, not a curated record. The transcript has 4 exons.
AUGGCCUCCUGGUCGCCCACCAUCAGCCCCGACGCCGUCUCCGAGAACUGGAGCACCGUGCUGCUCAGCCUCCGGGACCUCCGCCGCGACGUGCCCAUAAACUACAACCAGUACCCCGGCAUCGCACUGACGCCGGCGUGCUUCGCGGACGGCAGCUACACGGACGACAAGGCGGCGUGCGUGGCGGACCUGAUUGCCAUUGGGUAUCGCAGCUUUCUGCUGGAUCUGUAUCUGGAUGGGGAGAGCGGCGGGUGGGGGAUUUGUCCAGCAUCGGACGUGCCGGCGCCGGCGGCGAGCUCAAAUGCCGCAUCUUCCACGACCCCAACGACCACCCCCGCUUCUACUACCGCCGCCGCAUCGCUCCUCCCCCGCCAGUCGGCACAAUCCUACACCUGCACGCCCUCCUUCAACGCCACCACCCUCCUCACCAUCUUCGACACCUGGAUGACCGGCACCAACACGGACCUCGGCGCGCGCAUUCUCCUCCUCACACUCUCUCUGCACCCCACGCGCAACACCACCUCCACCACCCCCCCACAGCCGCUCACAAGCACGCUCAAAAGCGCCAACAUCCUCGCCGACGCCUACACGCCCACCCUCCUGCUCUCCGACCGCAACAACCUCAACGGCAGCUGGUACGACGACACCACAACCACAAACAACACCUACUUCACCACCCGCUUCGCCGCCGACAACACCGUCAGCACGCCCGACGGCUGGCCCAGCGAGUCCUACCUCGAGUUCAAAGUCGGCAAGCGCGUCCUCGUCGCCUUCGGCGAGCUCGACAACGCCGUCUCCGCCGUCUACGACCCCGCCGCGACGGGCGACGACGCAGUCAUCUUCCCAGAGGGCUACAUUGGGGAGCCGGUGCCCUACAACGCCUCGAGCACCCCAACGUGCUUCUACAACCCGUCCGACACCCGCAUCGCGGCGGGCAACUCCUCGUGGGCGCAGGCGCUCUACCGCGCGCCCGCAGCUGCAGCUGCAGCUGCGGCGGCGAACAUCACGGCGCUCAUCAACUGCGGGUACUCGACGCUGCUCGACUCCGUCGGCGCCGCCAACACAUCAUUGGAGGAACGCUUCCGCAGCUACGAGGCGCAGAUCCGCGCGACGGCCGCGUGGGCGUGGGGCGACGACGAGCCGCAGAACACGACGGGGCGCAAGGCGUCGUUCCGGUGCGCGGCGAUGCGCGUGGCGGAUGGGAGGUGGUUUGUGGCGGACUGUAACGAGAGUCGAAGGGCGGCUUGUCGUGUUGGGGGGCGGCCUUAUGAUUGGACACUAACACCCACCCCCCUCCCCUACGCCCUCCUCCCCCCCUGCUUCGCCGCGCCGCGCACGCCGCUCGAAAACACACACCUGCACAGUCUCCUCCGCUCCACGCUGCCGAGCACAGCCAGCGUGUGGCUAGACCUCAACUCGCUCUCCACGGACUCGUGCUGGGUUUCGGGCGGCGCGAACGCGCCGUGCCCCUACAAGCUCGGCGACGAGGGGCGGCGCGAGGUCAUUGUGUCGGCCGUGGCGGCGGUCAUCGUGUUGGUUGUGUUUGGGCUCAUGUGGUUUGCCAAGGGGGCUAGUUGGAGGGUGGAGAGGAGUCGGAGGAAGAGGAGGAGGGCGGUGAAGAAGAGGGUGAGGGAGGGGGUGGAGUAUGAGGGGGUGCCGUCGUAG